CUGUCCGAAUCGCACGAACGAGCUUUGCCGCGGUGCCACGCGGAGCCAUGUUCCAAUGGCGCCACGCGGAGCCCUCGGGCGGCGCUUGGUGCAUCGGCACUGGGGGAGAUGGACGGGCAGCUGUCCAGCGCAAGUGGGUCUCAGUGACGGUGGAGAGUCUUUGGUGAAAGAAAGUGGUCAUCCACCAACAGCGGAAGUGCGAGAACAUGGACCAGAAAAGGAGCCAGAGGCGGUCGCCCAAAAGCAGGAUCAAGGCGCUUUAAAGGAAGCUCAAAGGCGAUCUGCCACAAGCGAGCUGAACAAGAAGAGAAAGCUGAGGAAGUCGAAGUCGCAAGAUGUUCCUUCAAAGCUGGUGAAACUGGAGGAACUUGUAAGCCAAUUAUCUCCAGAGCAGGAACUGGAUGCGCUCAGGCCGUUCUUUGACGGCGGAUGACUGACACGGACCCCUCAGGGGUGCUGAGAGACGCCUUCUCGAGCAAUCUGAAGGAGCUGAAAAGGCAUGACUUCAACAAGGCCAUCACGGCCUGUGCCAAGACAGCUCGCUGGGCGGAGGCCUUGCAGUUGUUAUGGGACCGGGAGGAUGUGGACGUCAUCAGCUUCAAUGCCACCCUCUCUGCCUGUGAACGCGCCUCCCAGUGGCACUUCGCUCUUCACCUCCUGACCCUCUUCGAUGCGAAGAACGACGAACUCGAGGCCAUCGCUGAACAGGCUGCAAAGGAAAGAGCUUUCCCAAAGGCAGACAUCAUCAGCUAUAACACCAGCAUGAGUGCUUGCGAGAAAGGGCAUCAGUGGAGCUUGGCGCUUCGCCUUUACGAAGAGCUGCAGGAGAAGGCAUUACGACCAGAUCACAUCACCUACAGCGUGGCUUUGAAUGCUUGCCAGCAGUGGACCGAGGCCCUCGAGCUUCUGAAGCGACUCGAGGAGGUUGCCACCUCCACGACUGAUGGUCAGACGAAGCGUAGCUUUGGGGCAGCGCUGGGGGUGAUGGAAAAGGCGGCACAGUGGCGAAGCGCUGUGGCGCUGCUGCAGCGCAUGAGUGAAUUGACGAUCGGCGCGACCAGCCAAUCUGUGGCACUCACGGUGAGCGCGGCGGAGAGGGCUGACUCUUGGUGGGAGGCCUUGCAGCUCUUUGAGCAUUUCGAUCCGAACCUUCGGCUGAAUGGUCACAGCUUCACAGUGGCCUUGCGCGCUGCGGAGAAGGGGCGCCAGUGGUCGAAGGCUGUGUGGUUGCUGCAGCGGAUGCAGGUGGCGCGAGUGGAACCGAGUCAGCACAGCUUGAGUACCGUCCUGCAGAUCUGUUGGAAAGCGAAGCGUUGGCGGGAGGUUCUGAAGAUCUGUGAGGACACCAAUUAUCUUCCGACGCAGAUCUCAGACAUCCAGGCAUUGCUGAGCUCCUGCGAGCAGUCUGGUCGAUGGGAGUUCGCACUUGGCUUGCUCUCUAUCCCACAGCUCCGGUCCAUUAUGACCCAGCACCAGAUGCUUCAUCUUGCAGUGAGCGCCCUUGCUGGGCACUGGGAGAUGGCCUUGAGCCUUCUGAACGAGGCUGCGGAGCCGGACGUGCAUGCGUACAACGCCUUGCUCGAGGCGGUGCCACAUCCUUUGAAGCUUUGGAUCUUGGAAUCCCAGCUCCUUCCGUCCCUGAGCCCCUCCUCCUCGCAGCUCCACUUCCGCCGCCUGCCGGUGCGCCUGGGCCCGGCGGGCACACGCCGGGCGGUGCGCUGGUGGCUGCACCGCUGGGUGGAGCCCGUGUUACGCGAGCGGCGGAAGAGCUACAAGUGCAGCAUCUCAUGGGAGAGGCGAAGCUCUGGGGUGGAGUCGCAACUGGGAGCCCUGCAAUCUGGAGUGAUGCAGAUGUUGAAGCACGAGCGCCUGUGGGCCUCUGAGGAGAAGGGCCAAAUUGAGCUGGACUUGACGCGCAGAGAUCUCAAGACUUUGCGGUGCUUAGAACGUGCUGCGCGCAAGAGCCACGGGCCCAACCCAGGGGAGAGGAGCGAGGCCUCGUGGGAGCUGGAAACUCUGGAAGCCAAGCGCCAAGAACUCUCCAAGGGUUUGCAGGAGCUCACGGCAGCAGUGCGACAGGAGUCUCAGCUCAUCAGCCAGCUCACCUCAAAGGGAGAGGCCUUGCGCCGGGAGACACGCGCGCUGCGCACAGGCACGGAGGCUGCCAAGGAGAGCGAAGCUCGCGUGUGGCGCAACAUGGAGGAUCUGAAGGCCGCGGAGCAUGCGAUGUUCCAACGCGAGCAGCUUCUCCAGCGCCAGGCGCUCGAUCUGCGGGAGCUCGCGAAGCGUCUCCGGGCACAGUUGGAGGUGCGCCCCGUCAAUGGCAUGAACGAGGUCGCUGAUCAGCUCAACCGGAAGCUUGAGGCGAAAGUCGAGUUCUUGCGAAAGGAGCUCGAGCAAGAGAAGGCCAAGCACGCCGCGCACGCCGCAGAGCCCUUCUCCAGGAGCCCUGGCGGAGCAACGCCUGGUAGUUCACACCUGGUUGGCAGUGCCGGUGUCGCUGGCCGUGAGUGA
This is a messenger RNA of Durusdinium trenchii, 2514 nucleotides long. The record is from the annotation of a GenBank genome assembly. NCBI's taxonomy places the organism in Eukaryota, Dinophyceae, Suessiales, Symbiodiniaceae.